This is a messenger RNA of Cryptomeria japonica (Japanese cedar), 2619 nucleotides long. RefSeq names its product G-type lectin S-receptor-like serine/threonine-protein kinase At2g19130. Gene Ontology annotation, biological process: protein phosphorylation; recognition of pollen. Lineage: Eukaryota; Viridiplantae; Streptophyta; Pinopsida; Cupressales; Cupressaceae. The transcript has a single exon. The coding region runs from base 1 to 2391 and encodes 796 amino acids. Gene Ontology annotation, molecular function: ATP binding; protein serine/threonine kinase activity. The record is from RefSeq and is a predicted model, not a curated record.
AUGGACGAAAAGAGGGCAAAAUCCUGCUUAAGUCUUCUUUUUGCAAUUACAGUGUUUAUUCAAUUAAAGAAUUAUGGUGCUGCAGUCCAGGGUGGAGAUACUCUUUCCUUGGGCGCCUCGCUUGCUGGAAAUCAGACAUUAAUUUCAAAGAAUGGCACUUUUGAAUUGGGAUUCUUCAGCCCAAAUGGGAGCAAUAACUGGUAUAUUGGCAUUUGGUUUGCCAGUAUACCGGAGAAGACGAUCGUUUGGGUGGCCAACAGAGAGACUCCCGCGAGAAGCAGGCCUGGCAAUUUGAAGCUAUCAAGACAAGGUAAAUUGGGACUGUUUGAUGCAGAGGGCGCGCCUAUUUGGUCGGUCAACAUAUCCAGCAAGGCAUCUCGGGCUGUGAUAUUAGAUUCCGGUAAUUUUUUGAUGCUGAGCGAGGACAAGAAACCUGAAGCUCUUUGGCAGAGUUUCGACAAUCCUACAGAUACCUGGUUGCCUGGAAUGAGAUUCGGUGGACGGCAAAAGCUAGUCUCUUGGAAAAGCUCAUUGGAUCCCGCUCCUGGGCUUUUCUCCCAUCAAUUGGAUCCUUCUGGCGCCAAACAAAUCGUGCAAAUAUGGAAUAAUUCUGUGAAGUAUUGGGAGAGUGGAGUUUGGGACGGUAAAAUUUUCAGUCAAGUUCCAGAAAUGGCAAGCAAAGAGUUCUUCAAUGUCACCGUUGAAAUUACCAGCUCUGGUUUGUAUGUCAGUAUGAUACCGACUCACAAGAUGAAUGGGCUCACACGUUUCGUCAUGAUGAAGUCCGGAGAUACUCGACAUGCUAUGCUCGAUGGCAAUAAGUGGAUCCUGUUCUGGUCUCAGCCCAAAGAUCAGUGCGCCGUAUAUGGUCUCUGUGGCGCUUUUGGAACCUGCAACUCCAACAACCUUCACUUCUGCAGCUGCGUACAAGCCUUCACCCCAGCGGACAAUCGCGCCUGGGAUUCGCAAGAGUGGUGGUCCAGUGGCUGUGUUCGCGAGAACCCAUUAAAUUGCGGCACCAAAAAUGGCAGCACCGACGUAUUCAUCGACUCCAACUCAACGUUGUCUAGUGAUUACGCUUACUCAUACCCUGCACACACGAAAAAAGAUUGUGAGAAAGCCUGCCUCCACAACUGCUCGUGUACUGCUUAUGCUUUCAAUCCGCCUUCAGGGUCCUGCCAAAUUUGGUCAGGACAAUUGUUAAACUUGCACAAUUCUCCAUCAAAAAGCAAUUCAAAUGUCUUCAUCCGAGUAGCUGCCUCUCAUCAUCAUCGUCCUCCAAAUUUUGAUCUAUCAUCGUCCUCCAAAUUAAAAGUCGUCCUGCCUGUAGUGCUUGGUAUUGUUAGUGCUUUGUGUAUCUUUUCAUUUUUAAUGUGGAGGCGGCAGCGGCAUCGGCUACGAUCUAUGGAGAAGUGUGCAGAUUCCUCAGACUCUUUUCUUAGAAUGUUCAGUUACAAGGAGUUGAAGAUUGCAACUAGGAAUUUCAGGUCUAAGCUGGGGAGCGGAGGAUUUGGCUCAGUGUUCAAAGGAUCUUUAGCAGAAGGUACGCUUGUGGCUGUAAAGAAAUUGGAGGGUUCAAGCCAAGAUGAUAAGCAAUUCCGAGCGGAAAUCAGUUCUCUGGGAAACAUACAACAUGGGAAUUUGGUCAGGCUUCAAGGGUUUUGUGCAGAAGGAUCCAGACGGUUACUGGUUUAUGAUUACAUGCCCAACGGCUCUCUAAAUUCUCUACUCUUCAGUAAUUCCAAAAGUAAAGGAAAGGUACUCGACUGGAAGACCCGAUUCCAGAUCGCUCUAGGCACUGCACGAGCUUUAGUUUACCUCCACGAGGAAUGCAGAGAUCGCAUCAUUCACGGCGAUAUAAAGCCCGAGAACAUUUUGCUGGACGCUAAUUUUUCACCCAAGUUGGCCGAUUUCGGGUUGGCAAAGCUUGUGAGUAGAGAUCGCAGCCGCAUCCUGACAACAACGAGAGGAACGAGAGGUUAUUUGGCUCCAGAAUGGAUUUCCGGUCUUCCCAUCACUCCAAAAGUUGAUGUGUACAGUUUUGGUAUGACUCUCUUGGAAAUCAUUUCCGGGCGAAGAAAUAUUGAAUUAAACGUGCAAGAUUCAAGUAUGUAUUACUUUCCCCCGUGGGCUGCAACACAAAUUUACCAGGGGAACAUAAUUAAUAUUGUGGAGGAGGGUGUUGCAGAGGAGAAAGAUACUGAAGAGGUUAGAAGAGCAAGUAUUGUGGCAUUGCUAUGCGUUGAAAAAGAAGAGGAGAUGAGGCCAAGCAUGGGGCAAGUGGUGCUAAUGCUGGAAGGGAAGAUAGAACCUCAAACCUCUGUGCUCCUGGAUAAGCGAGCAAACCGAAGCGACAGUGAUAGCGAUAGCAAUGGUGUUGGUAAGUAUUAAUUUCGGCGACUAGACAAAGUCAAAUGGCCAAGCCGGGCAUUUAUGACAGCACUAGAUGUUUCUCAGUCAACAUUCUGGAUAUUUCUUUGUUAUUUAAUUUGAACUGCCUCACUAGAGUUGUAAAUUGUAAGUUGUAGUUGUGGAAAUCAAAUUCAUAGCAAUAAGUGAAUAUUAAAAUGGAUUGUGGAAAUCUGAUAGCAUUAGUUGUAGUUGUGUUUGUCUUUGAUA